AAGUCGAUAUGAUCUCCUCAACCUCAAAUGAUAAAUCACAAAGCUCCAUAAAAAACUGCUGCCAUUUUCCUAAGUGAUAGUUUCUUUUUGGAAAAGGAAUUUGAUGAGACCAAAAGACUAUAUUCCUUCAGCGUCUGACUCUAAUGUGCUUCCUUUUGAGUUUUGUAACUUCCGAUGACUCGACAUGUGGCCAACAAGCUGAACUAGGCACUGCAUCGUAUAGGAACCAACCAUGACACAGGCCUCAUCGGAGUCUUGACAAGCAGACUCCACUCUCUGUCGUAAAUCUCAGCAGUGUGAAGCAAAGGAUCCACACGUUUUCACUCCAGGAUGGCACACGUCACAUGUCUUUUCAACCAGCGCCCGAACGUCAGCUUUAACCCGUCAAACCAAACAGUCAGCAUGAACUCUCCCAGUAUCGUUGCCAUUUCCCUCCACGGCUUGUUCUCUUCCAUUGGCAUCGUGGAAAACCUCCUCAUCCUCGGUGUGGUGGGCUUCCAUGUCCGCCGCUCGGUCAUCAGCGUCUGGAUCCUGAACCUCGCGACCUCCGACCUGCUGGCCACCAGCUCCCUUCCCUUCUUCACCCUCUACAUGGCACGCGGCAACACCUGGACACUGGGCAGGACCUUCUGCCGCAUCUACUCCUCCGUCUUCUUCCUCAACAUGUUCGUCAGUGGCUUCCUGCUGGCGGCCAUUUCCAUGGACCGCUGCCUGGUGGUGCUGAGACCUGUUUGGGCCCAGAACCACAGGGACAUUCGACUCGUGGGAAAGACAUGUGGGGUGAUUUGGGCCUUGGCUGUGGUCUGCACUAUCCCUUUCUACAUAUUCCGUGACACUAUUCACAUUUCCAAAGACAACAUUUUCUGUUACUACAGUUACACUGUGUUUCUCCCAAGUGAGCCGUAUGACCUAAAAGCUUUAUGUAAGCAGCGCAAGGAGGCCUUGGCCUUCAUGAAGCUCUUUGUAGCCUUCCUGAUCCCUCUGUUGAUCAUCAUCCUCAGCUAUGUUACCCUGAAUGCCCACUUGGUGCGCAAAGGCUGCCGACGCCCUUUCCGCUUCGUUCGGCUCGUGGUGGCCGUGGUGGUGAGCUUCGUUCUCUGCUGGGCUCCGUACCACCUCUUUAUCAUCAUGGAGGUGAUGGCUCCCAGUGGGCAUCCCCUGCAGAAAUUCGCAAGUGAUGCCUUGAGAAUCGCUGCGACCAUUGGCUUCCUCAACAGUGUCCUCAACCCCGUUCUGUACGUGUUCAGCUGCCCUGACCUGUGCACUAAGAUCAGACAAUCUCUGGGUGCGGUGAUGGAGAGUGUUCUGGCCGAGGAUCUAGCAGAGCUGGCCCGGCGCCGCAGCACCGCCCACAGCUCCAUCAGCACCACCACCGAGGUUAUGAUGAAGCCGAGGAAAUCCUUUGCGAAAUUGGGUCUGAAAACAGAGGAGCAAGAGCAGGAUGAAAGUAUUGCUAACCCUACUCCUAACUGUUUACUUCCACUGCACUGAGAACCAUUCUUAAUUUUAAAAAUUAGCUUAGGUUUCAGGCCUUUAAUUCCAAAUUUCAAUUGUUUUCUAACUUAAGCUGAUCAUAUUUAAGUAAGAUGUGCCCUGUGUUUUCUGGUCUAGUCCAGUUUACAUUUGCUGUUUCCUACUUAACAAGGGACUUAAUCCAUGUUUGCCUGCUGUCGUCCUUUGACGACAAUGUACAUUACAAGGCAUCACACUCAUCGGUUUAACAACAGAGUUGAAAGUUUUUAUUCACCUCUUUUCCAAGGGCAGUAGAGGAUUUAGUUAGAGUUUCUAUAACGUGUGUGAAUACUCGCAACAAGUUUGUUUUUAUGUUGGAUCUUUUAUACCUGUCAAAUGUAUGAGAACUGCUGUAACAAAAAACAAAAACCAUAUGUUCUUCUCUGAAUGCUUGAUUUGAUGUGUAUCCACAGUAUUGCCUCCGUUUUCUUUUCUCUCUCUCUUGAGGUCUCUCACUAGAUCUUAUCAGUAGCUGUGAGAGCUGGCACAAGCACAUCUUUGAAAAACAAUGUACUCUUGCUGAUUUUCAAAAAAUGAAUCUACAACCUGUCCAAUAUAGAGGAUAGAAGAUGGAUACCUUAAAUUUGACUUCACAUGUCUCUUUCAGUUUCCAUGAUUUUGCUCCUUGCAUAUUUUAUUUCUGCUCCUUUUAAUACUGUUACUUGACAUUUCUAAACAUUAAUAAAGAAACAGAAAAGCA
Molecule: messenger RNA, 2212 nt
Organism: Scophthalmus maximus (turbot)
Lineage: Eukaryota; Metazoa; Chordata; Actinopteri; Pleuronectiformes; Scophthalmidae
Product: prostaglandin D2 receptor 2
Exons: 2
Coding region: 331-1491 (386 amino acids)
Biological process (GO): positive regulation of cytosolic calcium ion concentration; inflammatory response; complement receptor mediated signaling pathway
Cellular component (GO): plasma membrane
Molecular function (GO): G protein-coupled receptor activity; complement receptor activity
Source: RefSeq, a predicted model, not a curated record